UAGCAUAUAGCUGUCAUACAAACUAAACGAUCCAAAUCAGGUUCUUGUGUGGAAAUCUUUUUUAUUUGACAGAUAUCUUCACGAAAUUUAACUUGGAUUAUUUUCAAACGGUUAACGGCAGCUGAAGUUAAAGUUUUUGCUUGUUUUCAUUUGAUUCGAGCAAUUACUUUAUUUAGUUUAAAUUUACACCCGCGCUCUCAUUUUUCUUUCAUAACUUUUCCAUAAGCGAAUUGGAAUCAGACACUCUUGGGAAUGUUUAUCAAUUCGUUUCGUUAUCAGAAGAUAAGUUAAAUAAUUUAUCAACAAAUUGUGCUGGAAUCAAACACCUGCGUGCCUUAACUAUUACGGUGGAUACUCGACUGGAAAAGCGUCAGUACGAAUUUAUACGCUCGCUGUACCUCAUUACAUUUAACACUCCUUUAUAAUUUUUUUUUAAAUAAAAUUUUUAAGUUUUGCAAACCAAAGUGAAAAAUGUACCAAGCCGCUUAUACAGAUCACAAUUACGAUGCUGAAGGUGCGAAAAGCUUCUCCUUCGACGAAGAGAGCAUACGAAAGGGCUUCAUACGCAAAGUCUAUUCGAUACUAAUGGUGCAAUUGCUCAUCACUUUCGGCAUUAUCACGAUCUUUGUAUACGUAGAUGCAGUCAAUGAUUGGGUUCACAAGACGUCAUGGAUAUUUUGGGUGGCGUUGGCAGUGCUUGUGGUAACCAUGUUAUGCUUGGCCUGUUGUGAGAGCGUACGCCGUCAAACACCGUUAAAUUUUAUAUUUCUAUUUCUAUUCACAUUGGCCGAGUCUUUUCUACUUGGUGUAACAGCUACCUACUAUGCUGCCAGCGAGGUUAUGUUGGCCGUUGGCAUCACAGCCGCUGUAUGUCUUGCUUUGACACUCUUCGCUUUCCAAACUAAAUGGGACUUCACCAUAUGUGGUGGCAUUUUAAUGGUUGCCAUUGUGGUAUUUCUCAUUUUUGGUAUUGUGGCGAUCUUCAUACCCGGAAAAGUGAUAACGCUUGUGUACUCAUCAAUUGGUGCAUUAAUCUUCUCCAUCUAUCUAGUCUACGAUACACAGCUGAUGAUGGGCGGCAAACAUAAGUAUGCAAUUAGUCCGGAAGAGUACAUCUUUGCGGCGCUUAAUCUUUACUUGGAUAUCAUAAAUAUCUUCAUAUAUAUAUUGGCUAUUAUUGGUGCUUCCCGUAACUAAAUGGUCAAAUUUAGUUUUAAUAACAGAGAUUUUGUAUUUAAAAAAGGUAAUGAGUUUACGAUAGAACAAACGCUUUAAAAUAAAUUUUGUAAUUAAAUUUAAAAACUUGUGUAACAAAAAAAGACGUAAAAAAAGGUAUUUGCUUUGGUCUCAAUUUAAGAGGACUUUAAUUGGCAUUGCCUUCGUAUCAAACCCUUCACACUAAAUUGCAAUUCGCGGUACAAUGAACUAUUUAGUAUAAAGAACUGCUUGUCAAUAAUUAGGUUGCAAGAUCAAGGUCUACAUCAGGGUCUUUUAUUCUGAGCCUCAGUAUAUAACAUCUGAUCAAAUUUUACCCGGACUCGUAUCCUGUAUCAACUAGUGAGUGUUUGGUAGCUGUUUGUUUACGACGUGAAAAAUUGUUUAGCGAUUUUUACUGUGGAAAAAUAAUUAAAAAACGAAUUUGCUUGAAAUAUUUUGUUUCUAAUGGAGUUUCAACAACAGAAUCGUUGAAAAUGUAGCAGAUGUGUUUUGGGGAGUCUACGUUUUCACGAACACAAGUAUUAAAGUGGCCUAAGGCAUUUAGCGAAGAUCGUGAAGUCAUCGAAAACUUGCCUUAUAUAAGUCAUCCAUAUACCUCUGUUAUUGAUGGUAACAUCAAAAAAGUUAAAGAAAAAGAGCUUGAAAAUCAUCGUGUUCACACCAAAGAGAUUCAUUUAUUUAUCUCAAUAUCUCUUAUCGAUCGACUCCACACAUUUUGGCUAAUGUUUUGGAUAUAAAGCUUGACAGUGCUUGACCCGUACCAAAAAUCCUAAAUCUUUUGCAAAAAUGGCGUCGAGACGAAGUCUCAAAAGAGAUGCUUGACAACGUAGCUGAGGAUCUUACAUUCAUCAAACGCAUCAUUACUGGUGACAAGACGUGAGCCUCUGACGUCGAAAUCUAGCAAAUGGCGCUCCAAAAAUGAGCCGAAACCGAAAAAUCAAAAUUCGCUGCAAGCACUGAUGGACAUUCCAGCCGAGGCUUAUAACAAAUGUAUGAAUCACUGUAUUAAGCAUACGCUUGUAUUGGCUGAAAAGUAACCUAUUUUGAAGGCGAUAAUAAAUAUUUUUAUUAAAAUACGAGCCAAAUAUGAUGGUGAUAUAGAUGGUGACAGUAUUAAAAUGGUAUACAGGAUUAAAAAUCUGGUCAAUACUAUCGACAAAGCAAUUCGAAUCGAGUAAAAACUCGAAAGCUCCCACAAAGUCAAACCACGAAAUCUGGAGUAUAUAGUACUUCGAUUAUGAAAGCAUGUUUGUAUGCAAUUAUUUAAAAACUCAAGUUUGUCAAUGACGAUUGGGAAAAAAUUCAAAAUGUGUAAAUAAAUCACGAAAUAUUGGAAGUUUCUAACAGCACAUUCAUUAUAUAUUCAACAUUUUUUCAACGAAAACGAGUUAAGGAAAACGGAAAGAAAGUUAUUCAAAACUUCUUAUAAUCGUAUAUACAGAUUUGCAUGAGUCACCAGAAUUUAUUACCCAAAAUGCAUAGACGCGAUUUGGAAAGUUUGACUAUAGAAGAUUUUGACGACAGAUACGUACGGCAUGCGUUCAUAACGAAGGUCUUUGGUAUCAUUGCGAUUCAACUGCUUAUAACAUUCGGAAUUAUCUUCGCGUUCGUUUACGUCGAUGCGAUACAGGAUUUCGUAGACGAACGUCCUUGGCUGAUGUGGGUGGCAUUGGGUUGCAUUGUCGCUAUUAUGAUACCGAUCGCAUGCUGUGAAGGCGUUCGUCGCAGCUUUCCCCUAAACUUCAUACUACUAAUACUCUUUACGUUGGCCGAGUCAUUUUUGCUAGGUUGUAUUGCCAUUAGAUACUCGCCCGAUACGGUCCUAUAUUCGCUGGGCAUAACGACUCUCGUUGUUCUUGUGCUCACCGUGUUUGCGAUGCAAACCGCCAUAGACUUUACAGCCUGUGGUGCCAUCCUUUUAGUUGGCUCAAUCAUUUUGCUUAUUAUCGGACUCGUAGCAAUAUUUGUGCCUUCGCGUACGCUUUUGAUAGUUUACUGCUCACUUGGAAUUCUCAUCUUUUCCUUCUAUCUGAUCUUUGAUAUACAAAUGAUGUUGGGCGGUAACCAUCGGUACGCGAUUAGUCCAGAGGAUUAUAUAUUUGCAGCGCUUAGUAUUUACAUCGAUAUUGUCACAAUAUUCAUGUAUAUACUAAGCCUAAUGGGACUUGUAGACAGCUGAAUGAAAAAAUUACAAUAAUACACACGAGUUUGGAAUGUGCUACUAUUAAUGAU
Messenger RNA from Bactrocera oleae (olive fruit fly), 3450 nucleotides. It is a transcript of the gene Lfg, whose product is annotated as lifeguard. NCBI's taxonomy places the organism in Eukaryota, Metazoa, Arthropoda, Insecta, Diptera, Tephritidae. The record is from RefSeq and is a predicted model, not a curated record.